CGAUCCCUGGUGGAGUGAAGGGAGGAAAUCCCAGUGGCUCCUGCCUCCCAGCGAUGGCGCCGCGGUGCCGCGCCCAGUUCCCCGCCUGCCGGCCAGUACUCACGCCUAUCCCGAGCCCGCUCCGACGGUGAGAAUUGGAGCGGGUCCGAAUGAGCGGUGGGACGCUGCCUGCGACGGGGACCAUGAGGAGCGGCCUGAUCCGUGGGGCUGAUAGCGGGAGUAGCCGCGGCACCUGCUGAGAGCAAAGAGGGAGCGGCCGGGUGCGGCGGCGCGGCUGGGGUGCGGCGUCGGUUCGCCGGCGCCUCGGCCAUGUCGCUGCUCUGCGUGCGCGUCAAAAGAGCCAAAUUCCAGGGUUCACCAGAUAAAUUUAACACAUACGUGACCUUGAAAGUGCAGAAUGUGAAAAGCACAACUGUAGCAGUUCGUGGUGAUCAGCCUUCCUGGGAACAAGAUUUUAUGUUUGAGAUUAGUCGCCUGGACCUGGGUUUGAGUGUGGAGGUGUGGAACAAAGGACUGAUCUGGGACACGAUGGUGGGGACUGUGUGGAUUGCACUGAAGACUAUUCGUCAGUCAGAUGAGGAAGGUCCUGGAGAGUGGUCCACAUUGGAGGCAGAGACAUUAAUGAAAGAUGAUGAGAUCUGUGGAACUAAAAACCCAACUCCCCAUAAAAUUCUGCUUGAUACAAGAUUUGAGUUGCCUUUUGAUAUCCCCGAGGAGGAAGCCAGAUAUUGGACCUACAAAUUGGAGCAAAUCAAUGCCUUGAGAGCUGACAAUGAGUAUUCUAUUCAAGAAGAAAGCCAGAGGAAGCCGUUGCCCACUGCUGCCACCCAGUGUUCUUUUGAAGAUCCUGAUAGUGCUGUUGAUGACCGAGAUAGUGACUAUCGCAGUGAGACCAGCAAUAGCAUCCCACCUCCUUAUCACACAACUUCCCAGCCCAAUGCUUCCGUGCACCAGUUCCCUGUGCCUGUGCGAUUACCACAUCUGCUACUGCAAGGCAGUUGCCGGGACUCUUGCGAUGACUCUAUGCAAAGUUAUGACCUCGAUUAUCCAGAGCGGCAGGCCCUCAGAUAUCCUCAGAAAUAUGACACAAUAGAUAGGAGAAGGAAAAAGAAAACCUUAUACAGUUGUUUUGAAGACAGUGAAAGAAGGCAAUAUGACAGAUCAGGAACUAAAACUAACUUCAAAAGUACAUAUCCUAACACUGAAAACUGUAACCUUUGCCACACUGAAAAGAAGAAAGAAAAUUACCCAAUUUUGUAUCCUUACAAAAAUAGAUUUGUGGUUAAGAGUGGCAUGUGGUCCACUAAAUUGGAAAGUCAUGAUUAUGAUCUUUCCAGUUGUUUUAAGAACUGUGAAAAGUCAUCUGGCUUAAACCAGCAUGUGACUAAUUUCACUUCAUUAGAUACUCUUGAAGAUUCUACUAACAGCACUUCUGAUGAACUGGGUUCCCCCAUUUCUGAUAAGCAGGAAGGUUUACUGUCACUAUGUCAUCCAUCUAAUGUUCAUCAUGCUGGAGGCUUUCCUGAAGAAUGUUAUGUAGCAAAUCCAGCAUUCCCAUUACAAAGGAUGAAUUGUGAUGCGAACAUACUUGGAGGUCUGCCCCAGUUUCCAAUGGAAGAGAUGACUCCUUCCUCUAUAGAGCAGCCCAAGGAGGACUAUGUUGAUACAAUAGAUGAGCUUCAGUAUUUGGUGGAAACAGUAUCAGAAUAUUUAGCAGAGAAGGAAGAGGAGAUUGUUAGAUUUGGCUCCCUUUCAAAAACUAAAACCCUUGAACACAAUAGUACUGUUGAUAAUGCAGAACAGAAAAUACCUGGAUAUGAAAUACCACCUUUAACCACUGUCAAGAAUGACAAAGACAGUGCUGUCUCUUUCCCUGAGCUAAAUGGAGUGAAAUGUGGUGUUGGCUCUUUGCUCAGUUCACUCACAGAAAAGGUAGGCUUAAACACAAAACAUUUAAAAACCUCUGUGGAAAAGCUGGUUUAUAUAGUUCCAGAGAAGACAGAAACUCUUAAUCAAAUAAAAACAAUUAAUUCGGGAUCUAGACCCCGAGCCAAGUCAGUACUGGAGAAGGAUCUUUCCAUGCAGUCUUCAUUAUGCUCUCAAGCAGCUAAUAAUGAUUUUAGCAGACAUGACAAAACCUCUGAAAAUGAACACUUGGGCAGUAAAACUGGAAAUUUAUGCUUUCAGAAUGCAACAGAAACUGUUGGAAGGGACUCAGCUCCACAGAGUCAGAGUUCAGUUAUAAAGUCUGUUUUUAGCAUGCUAAGUCCAUUGAAGAUCUUUUUCGAAAAAGAUGAGACCAAGAAAGAGGAUGACCAGACCAAGACAAGGAAAGAAAGCUUCAUUGGGUGUGGUUUGGAGUCAAAUCAAAGGAAAGACACCCAUGGCAAUGACAGUAGCAUGGUUGCUUUAGGUAGGAGUGGUGGAGAAACUAUAGACUGGUCCCAAAUGCUCACUGAUGAGGAUUUGUUGUCUUUCCAAGCUGCCAUUGAACCUUCAAACUUAGCUAGUUCUGCAAGUAAUAAAGAUGAUAUUGAGAGUCUGUUGGAAAGAAAACCCGAUUCAGAUCUGUCUCUGUUACCAGAUGAUCCAAAAAUAUGUGCCAAAGAUACUCCAGGACAUCCUUGUGUGGCUGACAGUAGAACUGCAAAUAAAGAAGUUUCUUCAAAGCCAUUAGAGGAAAAUAAAGUUAUUGGUGAUAAUGAUUUCCUUGAGCCAUUCAGAAAAUCCUUUAGUCAGUUUUUGCUCACUUCCUCCAAGACCUGUUCAAAGGAAACUUUGUCAGAAUCUAUGAAAAUUCACCAGUUGGAAGACAAUGGAUGGGAAAGGGGCCCUAAGAAAGAUGUACAUUCCUUUUCCUUUAGUGGAAAACUGCAUAUUCCAUUUUUCAGAGUUCUUGGUCAUUCUGAAAAGCAGCAGGAUUUAAGAGAGAAAGGAAGUAUUUUUUCUUUGUUUAAAUUUCCUUUUACUGACAGCCAUAUCCCUGUCAAUGACCAGAGUUUUCAUGGCUCAGCAGUAACCAUUGAUGAAGGGAUCCAAAGAAACUGCCAUGAAAAUGCCACACUUAGUUCAAUAAAACGUAGUUCAGUUCCAAAUAUUCAUAAUGAUAUAGGGGAAUUUGGUGAUACAGAAACAUUUAAUGAGAAUGACCAAAUGAAUUGUCCUGAAGAUGCCACACUUAAUAAAGUAAAGUCUGAUUUAGUUCCUAACAUUAAUAAUAAUCUUAGGAAAUUUGGGAGUAUGGAGGAAUUAAAUUCAAGUGACCACAUAGUAUUAGAGAACUGCAAAAGAGAUACCGUAGCCAUCUCUGGAGUUGUGUCCAAAAACCAUACAUCGUCAGAUUUUUCAGGAGAAAGUAAGACUCCUAUACAAGUGAGAUCUUCAACAGUAUCAGACUAUUCAUUAGCAUUUACUUCUACCAUUUCAGAAUCCACCUUGGUUAAUGGAUUCAGUGAGGAAAAACCUGUAGAUAAAGCUUCCAAGAAAACCCAAGGAGGCCUCCUUUCUGGCCUAUUUAACAGGUUUUCUUCUCUUGACAACUUGUCUAGUCAAAAAGAAUUAAAUUUGGAAAAUGAUGACUCUCAUCACAGGAAUAACACCUCAAGCGUACUCUCUGGAAUAUUUAACUUGAUACCCAAUAGCAGUAUAACUGAUAAUAAACCAGAUGAAGCAAAGUCCAUGUCUUCAGGUGACAUUAUGAAUUUGAAUGGGAAUAAACAUUUAUACCUGGAUGAGAUCCCUAUUACUUCAUUUGCAACUUCUGAGAACCAGAGGAGCCAUGUUGAAAAACGAACUUCUGGUUUCAUAAAAAGUUCCUUACCUUUACCCAAAGAAAAUGUACCAUUAUCUGAUGCUUGGGUUGAUCAUUGCCAUUACCCUCCUACAUGGAAAAACCAGCAAAGUGAAAAGUAUUGCCCUUUUUCUGAGAACAGAGUAUUUCACUGUGUUCCAAAUGCUCAGCAGGACCUCUUAGAGAAAUCUUUGGCUAAGAGGCUGACACCACACUGUGUUCUUGAGGCAAAAGUACAUGAAAAUGCAAACAAGUUAAAUCCACCUAUACAAAAUACUAACAUUCUUAAUAAGUCAAGCCGCUAUCAGGCUUUUGAAGAGAUGAACAAUCCUUUCUGUUAUGAAUGGGACUCUGAUAUAAGAGAGUUCUCUAAAAAUUCCAGAAAAUUUCAGCCAGUUUAUUAUAUGUUGAAUCCAAAUACAUUUCCAUCAGCUGAUGUUUUCCUGUGGCCUGACUCAGAAAACUCAGCAAUAAAUUUUUGCCAAAAAGACCAAAAUACGAAUCUCUUGGAGGACAGAACAAAUCCAAAAAGUGUCAUUUGGUAUGAUUUACCAUAUGAAUCAUUGGACCAGUUAGCAUUUAAUGAAGAUUACUUAUUAAGAAGUGAUAUGUGGGCAGCUAACUCAUUAUAUGAAAAUUCUUUUCAUCUUCUAAUUAAUGAGACUAAAAAUUCAUUAGAAGAAAUGCCCAUUGACUUAAGUUGUUUUUCAGAUUAUGAGAAGACUACAUGCCCUAUUAUUAGUCAAGAAUCAUUAACAUUGGGUGAAAACUUUAUGUUUUCAAGUGUCAGUUAUGAAUACCAGGAAUGGUUGUCAUAUCUUGAAAAUGGAGUGUGGUGGCCAUCAGAAGAUGGAGAUUAUGGAUAUUUUAUGUUCCAUGAUGGUCAAUAUGUCUAUUCUCUUCUUACUGACUCUACUGGGCAAUAUGCAUAUUUAUUUACACCUGAUUAUUAUCAAGAGUAUUUGAAUUUUGAUUUACAGACAAAUGGUCUAUCAAGUAUUACAGUGCAUGACAGUGUUAUUUCUGCCUGUAGUUCAAAAGUACUUGACAAGGAAGAUGAAUUAUUGUGGUACAUUGAUGACAAACCAAUUGAGGACCCUCUUGAUUUAUCUUUAGUUUUGCCAAGAAGUGAGGGACCAAAGUAUCUAAAUUUAGGAACCUUUUCACAAAUACUCGAAGAGUCAAGUUACAGCCAACCAUUAGAUUUUUCAGGCUAUAAUCCUCAAAAGUUUAAGGGAGAUUUUGGAUCUUUUGAAGAAAGUAUGUGUAGUUCUGAAGACUCUGAAUGUACUUUGGAUCUCAGAAAUCAGUUCCAAACCAUUGGUAAUCAUGUCUUAAAUAAAAAUCAAUUUAUAGAGGAAGAUAAGAACCAGCUUCUUGCUAAGGAUUCAUCAGUUCAACUUUCCAGUCUCCAGUGGCUUCAGUCUUCUGAAGAAGCUGCCUCUUUGGUUCAUCUUGAAAAUGUGACUAACAGCCCACAGCAAAUAGAAGAGAUGUCGUCAUUAAACAAAGUGAAUUCGUUAUUUUCUGCUUUGGGUGCUUUGGUUGGAAGUACUUUGAAGUUUGAUAAGAUUGAAUCCUUAGAGUCUUUGGCCAUGCAGAAAAUAGAUCAACAGUCAACCUUAGCAGAGGCCACAAACAAUCAUCUUCAGUCAUUAAUCUUUAGUAAGCAGUUAGAGAGUAACUCCCAAAGUGAGGAGGAAAGUCUUCGAAAGGAUUCAGAGAGACAAAUAUUAGCCAAUGUUCAGCAACCAGAAGUUACUAAAAAUAUGAAGCAAGAAGUCCCUUUAAAUAAAAGCAUUGAUGUGAAAAAACAAAGUUUGUUAAAAUCUGUUUUCCAGGUAAGCCAAAUAGCUCCUCAGGCUAAAUCAGGUAUAGAAGAUGAUGGAAUCAUUACAGGUGACUCUGUUUCAGUUCCUCUUCCAUCACAGUUUAGUAGGGAUGAACAUAAGAAUUGUGAGUUUCCCCAGGACCAGCCUUCCAAAGAAUCUGAGAGAACAUUAUUUAAAAGUGCAUUGAAACUCUUUGGUCAUGGAGAAGACUCUUCGGUAAGUGCCAUAACAAAUGAAAAACACGCAUCUGGAUUUUUGAACCUCUUUAAAACCCAGGUGAAUAAAGAAGGAUCACCAAAUUUAGAAAAGAAUGAUAAUAAAAACAGAAAGAUAUUUUCUCAGGAAAAGAAUGAAUCUCCUGGUGUUUCAAAUUUUUUUGGUACUCUUGGGGAUUUCUUUAAAACCAGUGUAUCUCCUGCACAGACUACUGAAAAUAUGUCUGUUUCUUCAAUGACUUAUAAAGAUGAGGUCAAGUCAAGUCCUAAUCCCACACAACUAACUAGCCAGGAUUCUGUGAAAUUUCCUGCCACACCAAUUUCCUCUAAAGGGAAGGUUCGAGUUGGAAAUCUGAAGAAGCAGACUCCUGUUGAUGAUAGUGGGCUAAAGGAACCAUCAACAGGAGAGGUUGAGGGUAAUAAUUUGGCUGAAAAAUAUUUAUCUUCCAGAGAUCACCUAAUCCAGCAGUCAUCAAAUUCAUGUUUCUCUGUAAAUUGCCUCGAGGCUUCUAGAAAUUCUUCAGUAGAAACUAGUGGUGUGUCUACAGUGACAGAAGUUUCAAGAAGUAACAAAAUAUCAUUCGAUAUUCUGAACAGAAGAAAUUUGAAUGAACAAAAUGAUUUUUCUGACAAAGACAAGAGUUUUUCAACUGCCACAACAUCUCCAUCACAAACAGAGUUGCCAACCAGAAAGAGUAUAUUUUCUUUCCUGACUGGAUCUGAAAAAUCUGAGAACGGAGCCUCUGCUACUCUACUGAGAACCAAAUCUCAAGUGCAAGGGCUAUUUACACUUCCUUCGAUUUUUUCCACUACCAGCUCAGGCAGCAAGAAGGAUGCCUCUCAUAGUGGCUCUUUUAGUUUCUUCAGCUUGUCAUUUUUGGAUGAAAAGCAAUAUGCUCCUGGGGAAAAACAUAGCCUUUCAACUGUUGUUCCAGUAACUUCCCAGCCCUGUAGGAAGCCAAGUGCUUUUGUAGACAUGGGUGGCGCAAUGACUACAGAAGGUUCCAAUGGCAACAGAGGUAACAUAGUCCCGGAGGUGGUUUAUGAACAGCAAAUGGCUCCUUGUGUUUCCAUUAGCAACACCACUGAGGUUACCUCUGUUGCUGAUGAACUCAAUGUAGAGAAGGACUGUCAAGGAAAACGAGCUUCCAGUAUUGGAUCAGGCACGUUGUUAGAAGAUUUCCAGAUGAAUGAGUUACAAAAAGAUAUUCUUCCUCAUUCACCACAGGCACAGGCAAAAACACUGCUCACUGGUCCAGAGACCCAUGGAGUAGCACUCCAUGAAGAAGAGGCUUUUAUACAGGAAACCAUCCCCAGUGGCUCACUGGCUGAGUCUUUUUCACAUGAUAGCCAUUUGAUUGAAGACCUCAACAAUUUAGACACUUGUACUAACCACAACCAAAAUGAAAAAUCUACCAGUGACCCAUUGAACUUGCCAUUAGAAAAGGCCCCUGAUGAGGUCUUAACACAGAUCCUGGAGCAAACCUCUUCCUCUGUGGAGCCAGGGUGUGCAGAGCACCUCCAGAACCCAGAUGCAGAUAAAGGGGAAGACAAAUCAGUGUUGGGCUCCUCGGUAGAAAUACUUUCAGGGUUUGUGACCAAAGUGAAAUCUUUCCCUGGGUGCUUAAUUGAACCUCCCAAAACUUUCUCUGGACUUUUCUCCUCUCCUAAUCCUCCAAAGAAAAACUCCCUUUUCUCUCUUUCUUCUGGUGUAUCAUCUCAGCCCCUCAAAGGUGAAGUAUUUGGAAUUUUCAGAAGUUCCAAACCAGAGAAAUACAAACAAGAAUCACCUAUCCCAACUGCUGCAUGGCUUCAAAAUGGUAGUUUCAAAGAUGCUGUAGAAACAGUACCUACAGAAAAUUUGUGGAGAAAAGCUGCCUCUGUCGAACUCAAUUCAGAAUCUACUCUUACUGACCAUGGAAUGACUGUGGUUAGUGCAAAAUCAGAAUUGGAGAUCUUGACAGAUGAUCCUAAACUAAUAGCUGAAAUAGAAAAUAAUAUUCCUGACAAUAUUCCAGAACCCCAAGAUCCUGAAAUAGUUGGGGCUGCCUCUUCUGUUUCAGGGGAUGAAGCUGGGCAAGGGGUAUUGUCUCUGAGCAAUGAAGGGGACAUGGGGAUGUUGCAGGGCACAGAUACAGAGGCAUCCUUGGAAGCAGAGCAUAUUUCAUGGUCAGCACAGUUGCAUCCAGAUCCUACCUGGAUUUGCAGUGAGCUUCCUCCUCUAAUUCAUCCACCUCUUCCUCUUGAGCCAAAGCCAGUUAUGCAAUCUGACUCCACAAACCAAGACUUCUUAGAGCUGCAGGCAGCCAAUUCAUUAGGAAUCAAUACUACACUGUUCAGUGAGGCAAGUGUUGACAAGAGUGCCACACUGGGAACCCAAGGGCACUUUUCUCGCCCUCUGCUGAAGGAACUUGUGCUUUGUGCCAAAGAAAGUUAUGGGACACCUGAUGCCAAGAAAGAUCCACCUGCAGUCCACCAGGAAACAGAGCAGCCACGACCUCAUUUUGAAAUCCCAAACAUGACCAGUUGGCCGAAGCUCCGUUUCCCAUUGUCUGCUACUGACUGUGGGAAACCAUUGAGCUCUUUCUUUUCCCCACCUUCCUCCUCUGGAAACAGAGCAGCAGAGACUGGUUUACUGUCCAGUUUUAAGAAGUUGUCAACUCUAUUUGAGGGAAGUACUGAGGGGAGAGGGAGAGAAGUAGGAAGUGAUCCAAAACUAAGGGUUGGAAAGAAGCUGGAAUUUUCAUUCCCAUCACCAAAAGAGAAGAAAGGGGACCCUGAACAAAUGCCUGCAGAAGCCUUCUCUCCAGUUUUGGUUAUUAGCAAUGAUGAGGACUUUAACUCCAAUGAGGCUGAUAAUGCUUUGGAGUCUUCUCAAAUGUGUGGGGCCAGCUCUGAGCCAGUGAAGGUCUCUACUCAGCCCUUUGGGACCUCUGAGCAGCUACAGACCAGGACAAGUACAUGUGCUCAUGGCCUUUUAGGGCAUGGGGAAGUGGAAAACCAGCAGGGCAUCCCAACAUCUGGAGGGCACUGGGGUACCAAAGACAAUGGUUCUGACCCUGCCUGUCCUUCAGAGACUUGUGAGGAAGAGCACUGCACUGCCGCUGAGCUAAUUCACCAGCCAGAAACACAAGAGGAAGCAGUGCCUGCUAGCACUGACUCUGCUUCAAACCCACAGCAGCCAGUUACUUUGCAUGCCACCAAGACCAGCAAAAGUCCCACCAGCAGUAGUAGGUAUGGCUCCUCCUGUAAUGUGAGUCAAGGAAGCUCUCAGCUGAGUGAAGUAGACCAGUGUCACGAACAAGAUGAUGAGCAUCGGGAGAGGGGCUCGAUUCAUUCUGGCCACAGCUCUGGCAGCUUCUCUAAAGAUGGCCAGGUGGGUUUUGGAGAACAAGAGAAAGCCUUGGAGGUGGCAGGUGAAGAGACGGGGAGAGCCUAUGAACCCAAAGAGAGGAAGGAAGGAGCCGCAAGCCACCCUCCCCCAGAUCUGGUGCUACACAGAGACCACGUCGUAGACCCCCAGGAAAGUUUUUCCGAGGAGAAUGCAUCUUCACCAUUUACCCAAGCCAGAGCACACUGGAUCCGAGCAGUAACCAAGGUUCGACUCCAGCUGCAGGAGAUUCCAGAUGAUGGUGACCCCUCUUUGCCCCAGUGGAUCCCAGAAGGACCAGCUGGAGGCCUCUAUGGCAUUGACAGCAUGCCAGAUCUACGCAGAAAGAAGCCACUGCCACUUGUUAGUGAUCUGUCACUGGUCCAGUCCCGGAAGGCAGGGAUUGCUUCUGCAAUGGCUACCCGCACCUCUCUCAAGGAUGAAGAGCUGAAAUCCCAUGUGUAUAAGAAAACCCUGCAGGCCUUAAUCUACCCCAUCUCAUGCACCACACCCCACAACUUUGAGGUUUGGACUGCCACUACCCCGACCUACUGCUAUGAGUGUGAAGGCCUGCUCUGGGGCAUUGCCCGGCAGGGCAUGCGCUGCAGCGAGUGUGGAGUCAAGUGCCAUGAAAAGUGCCAGGACCUGCUCAAUGCCGACUGCCUACAGCGGGCUGCAGAAAAGAGCUGUAAACAUGGAGCUGAGGACCGGACCCAGAAUAUUAUCAUGGCCAUGAAGGACCGCAUGAAGAUCCGAGAGCGGAAUAAGCCAGAGAUCUUUGAAGUUAUUCGAGAUGUCUUCACUGUGAGCAAAGUUGCUCAUGUGCAGCAGAUGAAAACAGUGAAGCAGAGUGUGCUGGAUGGCACCUCAAAAUGGUCCGCCAAGAUUACCAUCACUGUGGUUUGUGCCCAGGGCCUACAAGCCAAGGACAAGACAGGAUCCAGUGAUCCUUACGUGACUGUGCAGGUGGGAAAAACCAAGAAGCGUACCAAGACCAUUUUUGGGAACCUGAAUCCUGUUUGGGAAGAGAAGUUCCAUUUCGAGUGCCACAACUCUUCCGACCGCAUUAAAGUACGCGUGUGGGAUGAGGAUGAUGACAUCAAGUCGAGAGUAAAGCAGAGGCUAAAGCGAGAGUCUGAUGAUUUCCUUGGCCAAACCAUCAUCGAGGUUCGGACACUGAGUGGCGAGAUGGAUGUCUGGUAUAACUUGGAGAAGAGGACAGACAAAUCAGCUGUCUCAGGGGCUAUCCGACUACAUAUCAGUGUGGAGAUCAAGGGGGAGGAGAAGGUAGCCCCAUAUCAUGUGCAGUAUACAUGUCUCCAUGAGAACCUUUUCCAUUACCUCACAGAUAUUCAAGGUAAUGGAGCAGUCCAGAUCCCUGAGACUCGAGGAGAUGAUGCAUGGAAGGUGUACUUUGAUGAGACUGCCCAAGAGAUUGUCGAUGAAUUUUCCAUGCGCUAUGGCAUUGAAUCCAUAUAUCAGGCCAUGACGCACUUUGCAUGUUUGUCAUCCAAGUACAUGUGUCCUGGUGUGCCAGCAGUGAUGAGCACCUUACUGGCCAACAUCAAUGCCUACUAUGCCCACACAACUGCCUCCACCAACGUCUCUGCCUCUGAUCGUUUUGCAGCCUCCAACUUUGGGAAAGAAAGAUUCGUAAAACUACUGGACCAGCUGCAUAAUUCACUGAGGAUUGACCUCUCUACAUACAGGAAUAAUUUCCCUGCUGGGAGCCCUGAGCGGCUUCAGGACUUAAAGUCUACAGUGGAUUUGCUGACCAGCAUUACUUUCUUCAGAAUGAAGGUGCAAGAACUACAGAGCCCUCCACGAGCCAGCCAGGUGGUAAAGGAUUGUGUGAAGGCCUGUUUGAACUCCACAUACGAGUAUAUCUUCAGCAAUUGCCAUGACUUGUAUAGCCGCCAGUACCAGCUGAAGCAGGAACUACCACCAGAGGAACAAGGACCCAGCAUGCGGAAUCUGGAUUUCUGGCCUAAACUCAUCACGCUCAUUGUGUCAAUCAUAGAGGAAGAUAAGAAUUCCUACACACUUGUUCUGAACCAGUUUCCUCAGGAGUUGAAUGUGGGAAAAGUCAGCGCAGAAGUGAUGUGGCAGCUCUUUGCCCAAGACAUGCAAUAUGCACUGGAGGAGCAUGAGAAAGACCGGCUGUGUAAGAGUGCUGACUACAUGAACCUGCACUUCAAGGUGAAGUGGCUCCACAAUGAAUACGUGCAGGAUCUUCCUGUCCUCCAGGGGCAGGUGCCUGAGUACCCCACGUGGUUUGAGCAGUUUGUCCUACAAUGGCUGGAUGAGAAUGAGGAUGUGUCCCUGGAAUUCCUGCAUGGCGCCCUAGAACGAGAUAAGAAGGAUGGGUUCCAGCAGACAUCAGAGCACGCGCUCUUUUCCUGCUCUGUGGUGGACGUCUUCACACAGCUCAACCAGAGCUUCGAGAUCAUCCGAAAGCUGGAGUGCCCAGACCCCAGCAUCCUUGCCCACUACAUGAGGAGAUUUGCUAAGACCAUCGGAAAGGUGCUGAUGCAGUAUGCAGAUAUCUUAUCAAAGAACUUCCCAGAUUAUUGCACAAAGGAGAAAAUGCCAUGCAUCCUGAUGAACAACAUGCAGCAACUGAGGGUCCAGCUGGAGAAAAUGUUUGAGGCCAUGGGAGGCAAGGAGUUGGACCCUGAAGCUGCAGACAGUCUGAAGGAGCUGCAGGUGAAACUGAACACAGUUCUGGAUGAGCUCAGUAUGGUGUUUGGAAACAGUUUCCAGGUGCAGAUUGAUGAGUGUGUUCGACAAAUGGCUGACAUCCUGGGCCAGGUGCGGGGCCCAGGGAAUGCAUCCCCCAAUGCCAGGGCCUCAGUGGCUCAGGAUGCAGACAGUGUGCUCCGGCCUCUCAUGGACUUCCUGGAUGGCAACCUCACACUCUUUGCCACUGUGUGUGAGAAGACAGUCCUGAAGCGUGUACUGAAGGAGCUCUGGCGGGUGGCAAUGAACACAAUGGAAAGGAUGAUUGUUCUGCCCCCACUAACUGACCAGACGGGCACCCAGCUGAUCUUCACUGCUGCCAAGGAGCUGAGCCAUCUUUCCAAACUCAAGGACCACAUGGUGCGAGAAGAAACACGAAAUCUCACUCCAAAGCAAUGUGCCAUCCUUGACCUCGCUCUGGACACCAUCAAGCAAUACUUUCAUGCAGGAGGCAAUGGGCUGAAGAAAGCUUUCCUGGAGAAAAGCCCAGAUCUGCAGUCCCUACGCUAUGCCCUGUCUCUGUAUACACAGACCACAGACACACUCAUCAAGACCUUUGUACGCUCACAAACUGCUCAGGGGUCCGGUGUGGAUGAUCCUGUGGGAGAAGUCUCUGUUCAGGUAGACUUGUUUACACAUCCAGGAACUGGAGAGCACAAGGUCACAGUGAAAGUGGUAGCCGCCAAUGACCUCAAGUGGCAGACCGCUGGUAUGUUCCGGCCCUUUGUGGAAGUGACCAUGGUUGGCCCACACCAAAGUGAUAAGAAAAGGAAGUUCACAACCAAGUCAAAAAGCAACAACUGGGCCCCCAAGUACAAUGAGACAUUUCACUUCCUCCUAGGAAAUGAAGAAGGGCCAGAAGCCUAUGAGUUGCAAAUAUGCGUGAAAGAUUACUGCUUUGCCCGGGAGGAUCGAGUUCUGGGGCUGGCUGUGAUGCCUCUGAGGGAUGUGGCAGCCAAGGGCAGCUGUGCCUGCUGGUGCCCCUUGGGCCGGAAGAUCCACAUGGAUGAGACAGGCAUGACCAUUCUCCGGAUUCUGUCUCAGAGGAGCAAUGAUGAGGUGGCCCGAGAGUUUGUGAAGCUCAAAUCGGAGUCUCGUUCCAUGGAGGAGGGAAGCUGAGCACCCAGACUCCAGUGCCAAUCAGAUGGCACUAAUUCUACUAAUCAGGAUCAGUGGGAGUUACUAUGCAGCUGGCUUAGGGUCCUCACAGUCAAGAGGCUGACUCCUUCAUUUGAGAAAAUUUAAGGAAAAAUUUGAGCUGGUGAGGAUAUGACUUUUUACAGAAAGGGUCACGAGUUCCUGACCAGCAGGUUUGUGGUGCUAGUUGCUGGGCUAUGGGGGUUACUGCAUAGGGAGAUUAUCCAUAAAGAGAGAGGGACAGGCAUUUCUGAGAGUGUCAGCAAUUCUUGAUAGACACCCUCCACCCCACACCCCAUCUCUAUCCCUCUUCACAUCCUCUCCAAACCAUACUCUAUCCAGUUAGACCCAUAUGCCAGUCAUUAGAAGAACAAGUUUAGGAAACCUGGACAGAUAAGUAGUCAAUUGAGCCUGCUGGUAUGAACAAGCCCUGUAGUCUGGAUUAGAGUAUGUCCAGAGCACAAGCAUACAGAAUAGAAUUCAGACUAUCCCUUGAGCAGGAACCACAGGUUUUGUGUGGCUCCACUAAGAAAGUUUUGAAACUGAACAGGGUAUCUUCCAGCAAUUAGCUGUGCUAAUCCCUUCCCCCAGAUUAUAUCUGUCAUGAGUCGAAUGAGGUUCACAUGGUACUUCAGAGACCUGAGCAGAAUAUUCUUUGGAACCCAAGCACCAGGGUCCACCAGCCCAGGAUUCCCCCUACCUCAUUCCUGUAGGAAGGAGCAUGAUGCUUCUAGACAUGAGAGGCUGUUCUUAUGAGUUGUACCUGAGGGCUAGUUGAAGGGUCCAGGAGAGAGGGCUGUAUUUUCUACCUGGAUAGGCCCUGAACAAAGCCAAGAAUUGUAGAAACCAGUCUAGAAAGUCCUCAUCUAUAGCCACUGCCUUCUGGUUGUCCUCUGCCUUGCAGCAAGAAUCUAGCCCUUGACAUCACUCCCUUUCAUCAAGGUCGACUGCCUUUCCCCUCAGAUGUGCAGACCUGCAGAAGGAGCUUGGACUGUGAUCCCUCUGUACAGGCUGGGUGGAGGUGGAGGCCCUCAACACUUCCUGGGAGGUCAGAGACAAACUCUUCCAGGGGCUUAUAUGGACCUUCCAGUCCCUUGCUCAGAGAUGUGACAUGGUCAUUGGAUAUCCUGUGUAGCAGCCUCCUGAACCUCCUGAGGACUCUGUGUGUCUACAGCUGUACUGGCCAUUACAUGAAGCAAGGAACUAAGCACCUUUGCUGUUGUUAAUUAUUAUAUGUGCCAUUGUUACAGGAAAUUUUGGCGAGUCUUUAAUAAAUUACCUUACAGCAGCA
This is a messenger RNA of Manis javanica (Malayan pangolin), 14374 nucleotides long. It is a transcript of the gene UNC13B, whose product is annotated as unc-13 homolog B. Gene Ontology annotation, cellular component: terminal bouton; synaptic vesicle membrane; presynaptic active zone cytoplasmic component. The record is from RefSeq and is a predicted model, not a curated record. Gene Ontology annotation, molecular function: syntaxin-1 binding; phospholipid binding; calcium ion binding. Gene Ontology annotation, biological process: synaptic transmission, glutamatergic; presynaptic dense core vesicle exocytosis; dense core granule priming. NCBI's taxonomy places the organism in Eukaryota, Metazoa, Chordata, Mammalia, Pholidota, Manidae.